AUGGCGCCCCCAUCAACCACCGUCGACACGAUCGAGCUUGCCUCCUUGGAACAGAAUGCCGACCUGGAACACCAUCAUCACAACGAUCGAUCGCUUCGACGACAUAGCCGUAGUGCUUCUUCAUCCUCUUUUAUCCAUUUUCGAGCACCUAUACCAUCCAACAACACCACAGCACCACAUAAUGUCGCACCAUCCUCUGAUAUCAAUAGUGCAACUCGCUUGGCAGCCGAGGCACUUCCUUCAUUACUCAUGUCAGUCAUUGGUCUUGUCGCUGCAGGUUGGAUGAUGGACAUUUUUCAGCAUUGGGAAGUCUUUGAACAAGUAUCCGAACUCUUCAUCCUUGUGCCUGUGUUACUCAAUCUCAAGGGCAAUCUCGAAAUGAAUUUGGCUGCUCGUGUCUCAACAUCCGCAAAUAUGGGAGAACUCGAUCGACCAGGAACACGUAGUCCUCUCGUAUGGGGAAACCUUGCUCUUAUCCAAGUACAAGCCUUGAUUGCAGGAUCAAUUGCAGGUCUAUUUUCGUUUAUCCUUGGCAUCCUUGAACAUCCUCAAGAACCUGCCACUGUCUCUGAAAGCAUUCUUAUUAUUACAAGCUCCAUGAUAUCAGCAGCUAUAUCGAGUCUCGUCCUUGGCGUCUUUAUGUGCUUUUUGAUCAUUCUCAGCCGCAAGUUUCGUAUCGACCCUGAUAACAUUGCAUGUCCGAUGGCCUCUUCCUUGGGAGAUGUGGUCACUCUUGGUAUCUUGGCGGGUUGCGCACAAGCUUUAUUAGCCAACAUGGAUUCAUUACUCAGCCCAUCACUUUUUAUGCUGAUGAUCAUGUCAAUACCAUGCUUUGGUCGAGCUGUCUGGAAGAAUGCAACGGUCAAGGAUUUAUUGUAUUCCGGCUGGUCACCUAUUAUCAGUGCCAUGUUCAUCUCCAGCUUUGCAGGCCUUGUAUUAGAAAGAUACGUGGAGCAGUACAAAGGAUUGGCCAUGUUGACUCCUAUUCUAUGCGGUCUGGCUGGCAAUUUGGGUUCCAUUUAUGCAUCAAGAAUUAGCACAUGUUUACAUGCUGGAUCACAAGAAAACUACAAGUUGGUGGAGCAAACGCUACUGGCAAUGAACAUUCCAAUGCAAGCACUCUUCCUAUUGCUGAUCUGGGUCCUGAAUUUGGGUCAUCUCGAUUUUACAGCCAUGUUUGCAUUGUCCUAUUUCAUCGUAUCAAUGAUUUCAACUUUUCUUGCACUCAAGAUGGGCAAAUCCAUGACACUCGCAUGUUGGAAGCGUGGAUAUGAUCCUGAUAAUUAUGUACUCCCCUACCUCACUGCAUUGAUAGAUGUCAUCUGUACGAGCCUAUUGGUGAUCUCGUUUUCUUGGUUAUCAUCCAAUGGCUAUGCCGACCUUGCAACCAGUCAUAACACCUAA
Lichtheimia ornata is the source of this 1404-nucleotide messenger RNA. RefSeq lists its product as uncharacterized. The transcript is spliced from 9 exons. NCBI's taxonomy places the organism in Eukaryota, Fungi, Mucoromycota, Mucoromycetes, Mucorales, Lichtheimiaceae. The record is from RefSeq and is a predicted model, not a curated record. Gene Ontology annotation, biological process: monoatomic cation transport. The coding region runs from base 1 to 1404 and encodes 467 amino acids. Gene Ontology annotation, cellular component: plasma membrane. Gene Ontology annotation, molecular function: monoatomic cation transmembrane transporter activity.